Molecule: messenger RNA, 564 nt
Organism: Aspergillus tubingensis
Lineage: Eukaryota; Fungi; Ascomycota; Eurotiomycetes; Eurotiales; Aspergillaceae
Product: cupin domain-containing protein
Exons: 1
Coding region: 1-564 (187 amino acids)
Source: RefSeq, a predicted model, not a curated record
AUGACCAACACCAAAAACAUCCGCCCCCUCUCCCGCUACAUAACCACCCACGACCCCACCACCAACAAAGCCAUCUUCUCCACCACCCUCUCAGAAACCAUGCCGGUGCAACAAAUCCAAGACUCCGCCAACGCCCAAUUCUCCCUCGCCUACACCACCGAUUCCUUCCCCGCAAAUCUCACCGACGAGGCCGACAUCCCCGCCUACGCCUCCUACCUGACCAACCCCCCGGGAAUCACCAUCUCCACGGGCUCGGUGUGUCGCAUUGUGGAUAUGCCGCCGCAUGCGCUGAGUCCGAUGCAUCGCACGGUGUCGGUGGAUUAUGGGGUUGUGUUGGAGGGGGAGGUUGAGUUGGUCUUGGACUCGGGGGAGACGAGGUUGUUGAAGAGAGGGGAUGUGGCGGUGCAGAGAGGUACGAAUCAUGCUUGGAGGAAUGUUACUCCUGAUGGGGAGAAUGGGGAGGGGAGCUGGGCUAGGAUGUUGUAUGUGUUGUUGCCUGCGAAGGGGUUGGGGGAGGGGUUGAAGGAGGAUUUGGGCGGGAUUCAGGUUAGAGAUAGUACUUAG